AGGAGGAGCUGUCUGCUUGUUAGUCUUGGCCAGGGUCUCGUUGAAUAUGGAGCUGUCUGCAGUCGGGGAACGGGUGUUCGCUGCUGAGUCUAUCAUUAAACGGCGUAUCAGGAAGGGCCGCAUUGAAUACCUGGUGAAAUGGAAAGGGUGGGCCAUAAAGUAUAGCACUUGGGAACCGGAGGAGAACAUUUUGGAUUCCCGUCUCAUUGUGGCAUUUGAGCAAAAGGAAAGAGAGCAGGAAAUUUAUGGACCGAAAAAACGGGGACCUAAACCAAAAACCUUCCUUUUAAAGGCUCGAGCCCAGGCUGAAGCUUUACGUAUAAAUGACGUCCAUUUCUCUGUUAAACCUGGUUCCAGCGUUUCUCCAAAACUGCACUCUAGCGCAGCAAUGCACCGCCUGAAGAAAGACAUCCGCCGCUGCCACAGCAUGUCUCGUCGCCCUUUGCCCCGGCCAGACCCCAGUGCACCUUCUGGAACAAACUCGGGUCUGCGUCCCCCUGUGUCGCCCUUUUCCGAGACUGUGCGCAUCAUCAACCGUAAGGCCAAGCCUCGAGAACCUAAAAGAAGCCGUAUUAUUCUUAACCUUAAAGUGAUUGACAAAGGAGCAAAAGCACCUCUUGGGCGCCCCAAAAUUCCCUCUCGUAAUAGGGUGAUUGGAAAGAGCAAGAAAUUUAGCGAGAGUAUGCUUCGCACCCAGAUCCGCCAUCUAAAAUAUGGAUCCUUCCCCCUGUACAAUAAACCAGUUCUUCGUGGCCCAGAUGGUGCCAAAACAGAGGAAGAAGCCACCAAUCAGGGGCUAGCUGAUGAUAGCUCCAGUACAUCUGGAUGCCCAUCUCCUGCACCUUCUGAUGACCGUCCCCCCAAGCUGCUGCCUGAAACUCUUAGCCCUGCUGUUCCUGAUUGGCGAGAGUCAGAGGCAUUGGAUCUAUCUAUCCCGCCAGAGUCAUCUGCUAGCAAACGGGGGCAGGGAGAGCCUGAUGAUUCUGAUCCCGAAGAAGAAGCUGGAGAUUGGCGUCCAGAUAUGUCUCCAUGCUCCAACGUAGUGGUAACAGAUGUCACCAGCAAUCUGUUGACGGUCACCAUUAAGGAGUUCUGCAAUGCCCAAGACUUCGAGAAAGUGGCAGCUGCUGGCAAAUAGAGGGCAGGAGGGCAUAACUCCAUUAAUUUAGGAAAAUUUUACGUACUGAGAUUUUAAAGGUUUAUUCACUUAAACAU
This is a messenger RNA of Spea bombifrons (plains spadefoot toad), 1215 nucleotides long. RefSeq names its product chromobox 6 (gene CBX6). The record is from RefSeq and is a predicted model, not a curated record. Bases 47 to 1138 code for a protein of 363 amino acids. NCBI's taxonomy places the organism in Eukaryota, Metazoa, Chordata, Amphibia, Anura, Pelobatidae. The transcript has 5 exons.